AUGGGAUGGUUUACAGGGGGUUUUUAGCCAUCAGAGAGAGAGAGGGAGAGGGAGGAAUCGAGCGUUUCUUGGGAGGAAGGAACAAGGGGUUGAGGAAGGGAAUUUGGUCGCCAAUUCGUGGUUUGGCCUCUCGUGAUCCUCCGAUCUCGCCUCCGCUUGAGCUGGGACAAAAUUUAGUGCGAAUAGCUAUAUUUUCUCGGCGAUCUCUUCGGAAUUGGAGAUCCUUAAGCUGAGAGCGUCGUUCCUCGUCGUCGCCACAGAUUUAGGAAAGAAUGGUGCUUCUUUUUUGAAAUUGCUGCGCCUACUUGUGAUGAAUCUUUCGGGUUUGGUGGUUCAGAACGGGAUGCCAGGCGAAUCAAGUGCUUAUGCAGCCCCUAUGGUGCCACAUUUUCCCAAAUCAGCUAGGGGGAAGCGUUCAGCAAGAAAGAAGACUGAGGAUCAGCAGAUGUGUGCAAUCGAUUUGCUUGCCAAUCUAGCAAGCAAAUUGUUGUCAGAAAGGGAAAAUUUGCCAAGUCCAAAUCACAAUAUUCAAACAUCUUCCCCUGUUUCAGUACGUGGUACGGUUAAAUUAGAGAAAAUUGAUGCACAGAAAUUGGUAAAGUUUGAGGCUUGUGAUCAGCUAAGUUGUAACGAAGAUCCACAUUGUCACAAAAAAUUCCUAAAAGGGAAGACAAAUGACUUGUGCAAUCAUUCAAUGGCCUCACAAGCCACGCCACCAGAGGAUGCUAUUACCCAAGAACAGAAGUUGAUUGGUAAGAAAGCAAAAAGUGUGCAUGGUUCCUACGUCGUUUCUCAGAAAUGUGGUGCAGAGAAACUUGAUUCUAGUACCAUAGUAUUGCAUGACCUAAAAGAAGUCAAGAGCAAGGCAACAUUCCGAGCUGAACAAAUGGACAGAGAUGUAAAAGAUGAGAAAGAUUUAUACAGGAAUAGUGCUGACAAUCGAAAGAAUUAUUAUGAAAAUUUUGCUGCUUUAGUUAGCUCCGACAACAAUUGUGAUAUUCCCUCGAACAUGAACAGCAUUCGCCGGAAGCUCUUCAUUCCCAAGCAGGAAGAUCAUGUGGAUCCUGCUACAGAUAAAGAUGAUGAGAAUUCUUCAGAAUGCAGUCAAUAUGUUGUUGCUACCAAGACCUCUAGGUUUCAGCACACAGGUGAUAGCCAUAGGAUAAGAAAGCUUUUAGCAUCUAGAUUGAGGAAAGUAGCUCCAGCAAUAUCACAGGAUGGAAAGAAAGCUAAUUAUGAUACAGAAAACAAGACUUCUUUACCUGGUAAGAAAAUUGAUUAUUCACGUCCAAGAACAUUGACGAACCCCUUCAGGAAAAGAAAAUUGUUUGAUCAUUAUUCUGCGUCAGCUUCUGAUGGAGGGAUUUAUUGCGAAGCAAAGGAUGAAUGGUCUUCAACGAAAGUAAGCAAAUCAUGCAAUAGUUCUUCAGACUACCAUGUUAAAUUGAGGAUCAAGUCUUUUGAGGUGCCAGAACUUGUUGUUGAGGUUCCUGAAACAACUACUGUUGGUUCGCUAAAGAGGACGGUUUGGGAGGCUAUAACUACUAUCCUUGGAGGCGGGUUGCAUGUUGGUAUUCUUCUUCAAGGAAAGAAGGUUGCAGAUGAUAGCCAAACCUUGCACCAGGCUGGAAUUUUGCAUAGCGACAAGUUAGGUGAUUUGGGCUUUAUGUUGGAGCCCAAUAAUAGACAUGUUCCAGAAGAACUGACAUGCUCUAAAGACCCUCAUCUUCUAAGUCUGGGUUGUUCUCCUUAUCAACUAGACAGAUUUCCACCUGUAGUUCCUUCUGCCAUAGAUCAAUUGGGAAAUGAAGCUACUCAAAAAUGUGCAAAGGCCUCUCCUGAGAGUGGUCAUGAUUCAAUUCAGUCACAAACCAAUGCGUCAUCACCUGAAAAGCAAACUGCCAGUACACUACCUCUGGUUGCAAUGCCACAACCACUAAAUGUGGAAGCAAUGGCCAUUGUUCCUCUUCCUAACAAGCCUAAGAUCAAAUCAUGUCAAAUUGCUCAACGUCGAGUUCGAAGGCCAUUCACUGUUGCUGAAGUGGAAGCCCUCGUCCAGGCAGUGGAAAAGCUUGGUACAGGAAGGUGGAGAGAUGUCAAACUUUGUGCUUUUGAGAAUGAAAAGCACCGGACAUACGUUGAUCUAAAGGAUAAAUGGAAGACAUUGGUACACACAGCCAGGAUUUCGCCGCAACAAAGAAGAGGAGAACCUGUCCCUCAAGAGCUUUUAGAUAGGGUUCUGUUAGCCCAUGGCUAUUGGUCCCAGCAACAAACCAAGCUUCAGGUGAAAUCGCUUCCCGCGUCUGAGACUCUCUUACUCCUCUCAUACCCUCGGAAGUAGAAACCAUUUGAUUCAUGUAGAUAAACAGAUUCUACAAUUUUUUUUAAAAAAAAAAAAAGGGGAAAAGGUUAAAUAGCCGAUAAAACUCUUUGACCUUCAAUCACCAUACCGUCAUUCUUCACCACUAUUCUUUCACGCGGAAGUUCUUUAGGAAGAAUAAGGAAAUGAAGAUUAGUUUUUUCUUCGAUUGUAUACGAUAGACAAUGAUCCAGGAAAACAGCAUUGAUUGUGCAAAAGAAACAAGGUAGUCGUGUCACUAACCGGUGACUUCUCAUUUGUUUAAUUCAUUCUUUUCCGUGGAGUCUGCUUGUGCCUUGAAGAUGCCGAGCUUACUUCUUUUAUUUGCUUCUCUUUCAAUGUUGUAUUGAUUAACUGUUUUUUCUUAUUCACAAUUCACCCUUUA
Molecule: messenger RNA, 2744 nt
Organism: Zingiber officinale
Lineage: Eukaryota; Viridiplantae; Streptophyta; Magnoliopsida; Zingiberales; Zingiberaceae
Product: telomere repeat-binding protein 5-like
Exons: 10
Coding region: 311-2341 (676 amino acids)
Source: RefSeq, a predicted model, not a curated record